This is a messenger RNA of Prorocentrum cordatum, 1095 nucleotides long. NCBI's taxonomy places the organism in Eukaryota, Dinophyceae, Prorocentrales, Prorocentraceae. The record is from the annotation of a GenBank genome assembly.
AUGAUGAUGCAGGGCCUGCGCGGCAGCGGCCUCAACGACAGCGACCGGCAGGCGGAGGGCGUGGAGAUGGCGCUGGUGGACAUACCCACGGACGACGAGACUGGCUUGCCUCUCACAUACGACGUUAAGCUCCUGCAAGAGUUCUUCGACUCCAAGCCGCUGGCGCAGGCGCAGCGCAUCUUCCAGAUCGCCACCACGGGCUGGCCGCUCUUCGCCGGCGUCCUCGGCGAUCAGCUCCUCGGGCGCUCGGGCCCCGACGUGCAGGUGGAGCGCGCCGCGCAGUUCAACGGCGUGGUGACCACGCUGGGGCCGUUCUUCAUCAAGCUGGGCCAGGCGCUGAGCAUCCGUCCCGACGUCCUUUCUCCGAGGGCGAUGGUGGAACUGCAGAAGCUCUGCGACAAGGUGCCCAGCUACCCGUCCAAGAUGGCGAUGGCGACGCUCGAGAAGGAGCUCGGCGAGAAGUUCGGGCGGCCGACCGUGAAGGAGGACAUCUUCGAGACGAUGACGGCGGAGCCGGUGGCGGCGGCCUCGCUGGGCCAGCGCACCGCCGUGCCCGGCGAUGGGGCCCGCCGGGCCCGAAGCCCCGGGCGGCGGCCGGAGAUGCCGCUCGCGGAGCCCGUCGCCGCGGUGGCCGUGGAGCGCUCGUGGGGCGCCCUGGGGCGCGCCGCAGUGGCCCAGAUGCAGGGGCGGAGCCCGAGCUACGAGGACGCCCACCUGGUGUCCCAGGAUCGAGCUCGGCGCAUGCGGCGUCUACGGCGGCCACCACGGCGGGGAGGCCGCGGCCUUCGCCGCGGUCCGCCUGCACCGGCACGCGGUGGCCGCGGGAGCGCCGACGGCCGAGGCAUUGCGGGCCGCGUUCGUCGCGUGCGACGAGGAUCGAUGCGCAGGGCGUUGCCGCGGGCCGCCGCCGCGCAGGGCAGCUCCGCCGCGCUCGCCCUCGCGCGGGAGCUGCAGGGGGGGCCCGGCGGCGGCCUCAGCGUGGUGGUGGCGAACUGCGGGGACGCCCGCGCCGUGCUCUGGCGCCGCGGCCCCGACGAGAUCGAGGAGAGACGCGGGACCACCGGCCGAGCGACCCUCAGGAGCGCUCGCGCAUAG